AUGCUCGACGUGGAGGCUUUCGUGUCGAAACGUCCGGGACUGGUCGUGGCGCAGGAGGUGCCUGGUGCGGCGCAGCUACAGGAGCGCGCAGCUGGGGUUGUGCAGGUACAGGAUGUUCCUGCUGCGGUGCUGCGUGAUGAGCUCGCCGCUGGUGAUAUGCCGAUGCAGGCGGCGCUUGUGGCAACGACUCACCUUCAGGAUGAGGAGGCGUCUGAUGGAACAGAGGUCUCCAACGCACCGGAGAGGAUGAAUCUGCAUACGAUGGAGGAGGCGUACGGGCGGACCGAGCAUGCCCUGUUGACAGGUAGUGUGCUCGGAAACAGCGGGACUGGUCGCCCCGGUGAGGCGGGCUACAGGCCUGCUGAUCCCGCAAGCUAUGACGCAGCGGUCAACGGCACGGAGGGAGCACUCUGGAAAGAAAGCGUCAGCGACGAGAGAAAGUCGCUAUACAAACAUGACGUGUUCGACUGGUUGGAUCCGCCGAAGAACGCUAAACCGAUCCCGUCUAGGUUCCAUUUCGUAUGGAAGCACAAUCAGGACGGCGUGGCGGUUCGCGCGAAAACUCGUGUGGUGGUACAAGGCUUUUACGAAACUGAUACGGGGGCCGACAAGGCGCCGCCGGUGGCGUCCAUGGAAUCCGCACACAUGGUGUUACCAGUUGCUGCCCACAACCAUCUCGUCCUGAAGCAAGCGGAUAUCAAGACGGUAUUUCUACAUGCCAGAAUCCCCGAGGAGGCGGAGCCUACAUACAUCAUACCCNAGUCGCUAUACAAACAUGACGUGUUCGACUGGUUGGAUCCGCCGAAGAACGCUAAACCGAUCCCGUCUAGGUUCCAUUUCGUAUGGAAGCACAAUCAGGACGGCGUGGCGGUUCGCGCGAAAACUCGUGUGGUGGUACAAGGCUUUUACGAAACUGAUACGGGGGCCGACAAGGCGCCGCCGGUGGCGUCCAUGGAAUCCGCACACAUGGUGUUACCAGUUGCUGCCCACAACCAUCUCGUCCUGAAGCAAGCGGAUAUCAAGACGGUAUUUCUACAUGCCAGAAUCCCCGAGGAGGCGGAGCCUACAUACAUCAUACCCCCGAAGGGAAUCCCGUGUUCGCCGGGUCAAGCUAAACAAGUCUGGCUUCUCAAGGGCUGCGCCUCUCCCCGAAGGGAUGGAACGGUACUUUUCAUGUCUUUCUGCUGGAGCUUGGCUUUGUGCAGAGAGGCUUACACCAAGGCCGUACUGGCUAAGUUCAACAUGAUUGACGCGCACCCGACGAAGACGCUGGCUGAGGUUGGGCCGAUCACUACGGCGGAGGAUGAAGUGCUGUCGCCAGNCCCGAAGGGAAUCCCGUGUUCGCCGGGUCAAGCUAAACAAGUCUGGCUUCUCAAGGGCUGCGCCUCUCCCCGAAGGGAUGGAACGGUACUUUUCAUGUCUUUCUGCUGGAGCUUGGCUUUGUGCAGAGAGGCUUACACCAAGGCCGUACUGGCUAAGUUCAACAUGAUUGACGCGCACCCGACGAAGACGCUGGCUGAGGUUGGGCCGAUCACUACGGCGGAGGAUGAAGUGCUGUCGCCAGAGGACACCAAGAACUUCCGGUCGGCUACGGGUUCGGUUCCUUACCGUUGCAGGGGAACGACGCCGGACAUUGCACACUCAGUAUUGGUGCUUACCAGGAGCAUGCGAGGAUGCCGAGGAUGGAGCUACAAACUAACGGCGUAUGCUGACUCGGACUUCGAAGGUGACCUAGACGACCGGAAGUCGACUACGGGGAUCGUUCUAUUCCCAGCCGGUGGACCGGUGGACUGGAGGGCGACUAAACAACCGCUGGUGGCCGUCUCAUCGGUGGAGGCGGAGUACGUGGCGUUGUCCAAGGCUUACCAGCUCAUCAUCCCCUUCCGGCACCUACUGAAGACUAUAAACCGUGCCCAGAAGGAGGCAGCGGUGCUUUACGAGGAUAACUCCGGGGCUAUAGUGACUAGCCUUAGCUCCAAGAUCACGCCCAGGACCAAGCAUAUUGAUAUCAAGUAUCAUUACAUCAGGUCGCUGAUCCAGGAUGGAGUCGUAAAGGUCGAGAAGAUCGAGNGCGGUGCUUUACGAGGAUAA
This is a messenger RNA of Ectocarpus sp. CCAP 1310/34, 2091 nucleotides long. The record is from the annotation of a GenBank genome assembly. Lineage: Eukaryota; Phaeophyceae; Ectocarpales; Ectocarpaceae.